Molecule: messenger RNA, 1305 nt
Organism: Andrographis paniculata
Lineage: Eukaryota; Viridiplantae; Streptophyta; Magnoliopsida; Lamiales; Acanthaceae
Product: triosephosphate isomerase, chloroplastic-like
Exons: 9
Coding region: 56-1015 (319 amino acids)
Biological process (GO): glycerol catabolic process; glycolytic process; glyceraldehyde-3-phosphate biosynthetic process
Cellular component (GO): cytosol
Molecular function (GO): triose-phosphate isomerase activity
Source: RefSeq, a predicted model, not a curated record
UUGCAAUAUCUCGCCGUCCAGAUAGAGAAGUAGUGAGUACACAUAUAUCUCUCUCAUGGCGGUAGCCUCCACCCUACUCGGCGGCGCUACAAUUACCACCCAACUCACUCGCUUCACUGGCCUCCGCAAAUCCUUCCCCAAUCUUGAUGACUCCGCCUCCACCACUCCGCGCUCGUUUGCACAGAAAGUCGACUCGCAUCUCCGCCUCGCAUCUACGAAUAAAGGCAGUCGCGGUGUCGUUGCCAUGGCAGGCACCGGAAAGUUUUUUGUUGGUGGAAAUUGGAAAUGUAAUGGGACUAAAGAGUCCAUAAGCAAGCUUGUUUCUGACUUAAACAGUGCAACGUUGGAAUCUGAUGUCGAUGUUGUCGUCGCACCACCUUUUGUGUACAUUGAGCAAGUAAAGAACUCAUUAUCCGAUCGAAUAGAGAUAUCUGGCCAAAAUAGUUGGAUUGGAAAAGGUGGUGCUUUUACUGGAGAAAUCAGCGCAGAGCAACUAAAAGACCUCGGGUGCAAGUGGGUCAUUCUGGGGCAUUCGGAGCGUAGACAUAUAAUUGGGGAAGAUGACCAAUUUAUUGGGAAGAAAGCUGCCUAUGCUUUAAGCCUAGGUCUCGGAGUCAUAGCUUGCAUUGGGGAGUUACUGGAAGAGAGAGAAGCUGGAAAGACUUCGGAUGUUUGCUUCCGCCAGAUGAAGGCAUUUGCCGAUGCCGUCCCUAGUUGGGAUGAUGUUGUAGUUGCCUAUGAGCCUGUAUGGGCAAUUGGAACUGGUAAAGUGGCGACACCAGAGCAGGCUCAGGAAGUGCAUGUAGCUGUUCGCGAUUGGCUGAAUAAGAAUGUUUCGCCAGAAGUUGGUUCGAAAACCCGUAUUAUUUAUGGAGGUUCCGUGAAUGGUGGAAACUGUGCUGAGCUUGCAAAACAAGAAGAUGUAGAUGGAUUUCUCGUUGGCGGUGCAUCCCUGAAGGGUCCUGAAUUUGCUACUAUCAUCAACUCUGUGACUUCGAAAAAGGUCAUUGCAUGAUCGAGAAAAGGUCAUUGCAUGAUCUUGGAAUCUGACUCAGACAGUCCAAUGUGGAGUUUCUUGCAACAGAGGUUUUUCCCGAACAGAGAGAGCCUAGUCGAGUCGAGCCGUGGAUUGUUGUUCAUGGUAGGCCACCUUUACCUUUUCUGUUGUCCUAUAUAAGUAUGAGGUCCAUAUUUUGCUCGGCAAAAAAAGAUCGCACCACAUUUGUGUUGUAGCAAUGUUUCUAUAUAUUUUUAGUUACAGAGUAACCAUAUUUAUGCUGGGCCAAUAAUCGUGAUUUUUCUCAA